UUUAAUCGGUAGCCAAUUUAAUGGUUGAGAAAAAAUAUUGGAAAUAAAUAUAAGAAGCGAAAAUCAAUUUUCUGGUUUUCAUGAUGAAAAUAUAUACGUUUCUUGUUUAUAAAACAUUAUUUAUCUUAGGCGUAUUUUUAUUUGCGUAUGGAUUUUUUCCGGUUACUAAUUAUGAUCCACGGUUAUCAAAUUUUGAACAAAAUAUAUUGGAUUAUGCGGUUCCGGUUAAACCAAAUUCGAUGACAAGAAAUUCAAAAUUGAUUUUAAUGAUAAUAGAUGCUUUAAGAUUUGAUUUUGUAGAUAACAGGAUGAAAUACACAAAUGAGCAAAUAAUGCAAGAAAAAAUAUGUAAGAUAAAAGUAAAAGCAGAUGCACCUACAGUGACAAUGCCAAGAAUUAAAAGUAUUCUAACAGGAAGGACUUCAAGCUUUGCAGAUGUAAUAUUUAAUUUAGGUGAUCAAGAUUUAAAUACAGAUUCUUUGAUGCGUCAAUUUAUCGCGGCAAAAAAAAAAGUAGUAUUAUAUGGGGAUAAUACAUGGGGUAAGCUUUUUCCACGUCAAGUAUUCCAUCGAGCUCAACUUAAUCACGAUUCAUUUUUUGUAAAUGAUUUUUACGAAGGUGAUAAAAACAUAACUAAAAAUAUUAACUCUGAGCUAGAGAAAAAUGAUUGGGAUAUAAUAAUAUUGCAUUAUUUGGGUUUAGACCAUAUUGGACAUGUUGAAGGUACAGCAAGUUUGAAAAUUCCUUUUAAAUUAAAGGAAAUGGAUGAUAUUAUAUAUAAAAUUAGUCAAAAAAUUGACGAAAGAAAAAAUGAAAACAUAAUGCUUUUGGUAACGUCAGAUCAUGGAAUGCGAAAUGAAGGAGGACAUGGCGGUGGAAGCAGAGAAGAAACUGAAAUUCCUUUGUUAUUUUCGGGACAUGAUUGUAAAUCUAACGUUUAUGAAAAUUAUAAUCAAAUAGAUAUGACUUCUACCUUAGCUGCUCUCAUGAAUUUGUCGAUACCAGUUAAUAAUAUCGGAAGAGUUAUUCAUAAUUUAAUUUUAGGACUUCCUAAAGACGAUCAGCUCCGGUAUUUAAACUACAACGCAAUUGAUUUAUUAUCUAAAUCAACAAAAAUAAUGAAUAAAGAACUUUUUACAAGAUUUGAAAUUGAAUAUGGUACAGCAAAAAAUUAUCACAUGGAGUUUUUAAAGUCUUACACCAAUGAGAACUUAUUUGAAAAAGCUAAAGCAAAAUAUAUUGAAGUAACAAAAAACAUGUCAGAAUAUAUUAGAGACUAUGUAAACUAUUUCUAUACAGAUUACAUUACUGUUGGAAUUAUGAUGAGUACCUUGAGCACUAUAAAUAUAAUUCUAAGCGGUGGUAGCUCGUUUGAUUUUGCCUAUAGUUUAAAAGAUUCAAAAGCCAGGGUAUUGCUAUAUUUCUUUCUUUGCGUCGCUUUUUGGCUAAGCCAGAACUUUCUGAUAGAAACUGAAAGUAACUUUUUGUGGUGUACAGUUCCGUUUAACACAUUUCUAAUAUUAAAUGCUAUAUGGACAAUUGGAAAAAUUAAUUUCACAAAAGCUUUUAAAAUUAAUAAGUUUCUAAACUGCUAUGCCGCUUUUGUAAUGGUAUUUUCAAUUUUAUCUCUGAUGAGUUCCUCAUUUAUAGAGCAAGAGCAUUUUACAUGGUAUUAUUGCAUUUCAACUUUAUUAUUGCUUAUGGCAUUCAACGAAUAUAAAUUAGUGAUCAAGUCAAUAAUUACUGAAAAUGCUACCUUUUAUACAUGGUCUACAGUGCUCUUAAAUAAUGGUAAAAAGUGGGUCCCACUUUUACUAGCUCAUAUAUUUAUGAGUAGGAUUAACGCAAGAUCGAGACUAACAACUUUCCAAAAUAUUGCUGAUAUUAUUAUGUAUGGAGAAUGGAAAACACUAAAAUUUAUUUAUCUUUUCAUAUCUUUAGUUUUAAUUUUAGUAACAAUCCAACAAUACGAUCAGAAAUUUUCUAAAGUUUUAACUUUUAUCACAAUUGCCGGAUUAUUCUGUUACAGACUCUUGCAAGAGGGCAUUAUUUCACAAGAAAUUACAAAAUUUACUUUUUGGCAUUUUCUUUUCUAUUUUGCAUUAUUCACUAUAAUAAUUUAUAAUUUUUCGCAUUCCAGUGGGUCAAAACCUUUUACAACUUGUCUCACCGCACUAAUAUUUUUAUUGUGUGUUUCGCAUAGAUUACAAAAUCUUUUAUUAAUAUCAGGAUGCAUUUUUACUUUAAAUUUAGGGUUUAAAGCCUUAACUUGUAUUUACAAAAGAUCAUCAGUUUUUAAAUUGUUGAUUGCUGAAAGUCUUUUUAGUUAUGCUAUAAGUAAAAUGUUUUAUUUUUAUCAAGGAAACUCAAAUAAUUUAAGUUCAAUAGAUAUUGAUACCGGGUUUCUUGGUUUUGAUUCAUAUCCAAUAUUAGUUGGAGUAUCAGUAUUUAUAAGAACUUACAGUGCACAAAUAUUGUGCUUUGUUUUAUUAUUACACGAAGGUUUUAAUAACUACAACAAAAAAGAUAUGUAUUACUCUGUUUAUAUAAUUUCUGCAUAUAUUGUGGUACGAUUGAAUGUAUAUCUUUUUACUAUGGUUAUUUUAAAAAAUCACCUUUUUAUAUGGAGUGUUUUUUCUCCGAAAUUUCUUUAUGAAUUAUCUGAACUAUUUUUAUUUUGUUUAUUAUUUAUGUUGUUUUUUAUUUAUAUAAGUUUUCAUCAAUACCUUAAUCUAGCCAAACAUACAAUUUAGAUUUUGAUAAAACAUUGCAAUAUAUUAGAAAUAAAAUUGUGCCUCUUAAGUAUUCAUUUUAAACCAAAAUUGUUUUCAUUUUUAAGAGUUUACCAUAUCAAACGCUUAUUUUUAAUAAAGAAAUCAAUAAGGUACCAAUAUUCUUAUCUAUUAUUAUCGUGAAAUAGAAAAUUAAUCACAAGCUACCAAUUAGACAACCCAUUGCAGAAGUGAACGUUAGUUUUUCAUUUCAAGUAAAAACAUUCACUUUUCCAAAAAUUUAUUGCCCAAAAUCUCAAAAUUCAAUUAUUUUAACAAUGAUAAUUAUGCAAAAUAUUAUGUAA
Condylostylus longicornis is the source of this 3076-nucleotide messenger RNA. RefSeq names its product GPI ethanolamine phosphate transferase 2 (gene PIG-G). The transcript is spliced from 3 exons. Gene Ontology annotation, cellular component: endoplasmic reticulum membrane. Gene Ontology annotation, biological process: GPI anchor biosynthetic process. Bases 81 to 2753 code for a protein of 890 amino acids. The record is from RefSeq and is a predicted model, not a curated record. Lineage: Eukaryota; Metazoa; Arthropoda; Insecta; Diptera; Dolichopodidae.